AUGAACGAGUUCGUUGAUGUUUACGGAACUGAAUUGGCUGGCACACGUACAAACAGUGGCUUCCCGGAGGGACGUGUACUUCGACGUCCAAACAUACUACGCCGAUCGUCGAAGGCAAAAUCUCGGCCAUCAGCAACCCAUGCUGCUGCUGCUGCUGCUGCGGUUCCAGCAGUGAUCACCAGUUCAUGUAAAUCGGAGGAUAGUACCAUCCCAGCAACCAGCAGUUCAUGCAAAACCGAAAAUUGUACCGCUUUAGCAGCCAGCGAUUCGCGCAAAUCCGAAAAUGGUGCAACUUCAGCAACCGCCGCUGCGUGCAAAUCCGAGCACAACAGCAAUUCAGCAGCCAAAAGUCAGUGUAAAUUUGAGGCAUUUCACUUGGAACCGCCAAUGGACGCAGCAACGGAAGCAGCCACAAUCGCAGCUAUACUGGAAGCGACACUCAAAAAUGAAGGGAUCGUUGAAGAAGGAUGGGAUGAUCCUCCUGAUCUUGAUGAAUUGCUUGAAAAAUUGAAGCCAGUACCGAUCAAGGAUUAUGCGCCCAGAUUCCUGAAACCCCCGAUUGUGAGGUUUGAGGACUGGAAGGAUCCCUCAGAUGAUUAUUUCCGCCUGAUUGGUUACAUGGGUCUUCUCACUGCUCUCUCGGCAUAUCGGGAUGUUGUGCAGACUCCAAAUGGAUUUGAG
This is a messenger RNA of Gongylonema pulchrum, 681 nucleotides long. The record is from the annotation of a GenBank genome assembly. NCBI's taxonomy places the organism in Eukaryota, Metazoa, Nematoda, Chromadorea, Rhabditida, Gongylonematidae.